CCCUCAGCGUGCGGGCUCCGCGGCGGCUCCGCGCCGGCAACAUGGCAGCGCUAGAGGCGGCGGAGGCCGCGCUGGGGCUGCGGCAGGAUCAGCAGCAGCAGCAGCAGGAGGAGGAGGAAAACCACGACCAUGACCAGGAAGGAGGCGGCGAGCCGGCGGCGCUAAAUGGUUUGGUGGUCUCUGAAAAAGUGAAAAGCAACGACAUUGAUGUGAAAAUUCCUGAGUCAGAAUUGGAACCUGAAGAAAAAGGAGCAGAGGAGGAAUGCCCAAGGGAAUCUGAUAACAACAUUUUGGAUCUAUCAUCUGAUUACCCAAGAGACAAACAUAUUUCAAUUCAGAGACACCUUGCUGAUCUAGAGAAACUGGCUGACAUGAGAGAAGAUGAGAGGAAGCCUUGUCCAUUGUGUCCUGAGGAGAAGUUCAAAGCUUGCUAUAGCCACAAACUCCAUCGUCACUUGCAGAAUUUGCACUGGAAGGUUUCUGUUGAAUUUGAAGGGUACAGAAUGUGCAUCUGUCACUUACCCUGUCGGCCAGUAAAACCCAACCUUGUUGGAGACCAGACCUUGUCAAAGAUGGGAGCUCAUUACCACUGUAUCAUCUGCUCAGCGACUAUAGUACGAAGAACUGACAUGAUAGGUCACGUUAAUCGUCACGUGAAUAAAGGAGAGACCGAGUCGAGGUUUAUCACAGUUCGUGCUCCCAAGUCAUCUUACGAGGUGGUGAAAGAGUCAGCCACAGAUGUGCAGGUUCUGCCCAACCACUCGACGCCCCAGAAAACAGAUUCCUACUUUAAUCCUAAAAUGAAACUCAACAGGCAGUUGAUAUUCUGUGCACUGGCUGUGCUUGCUGGGGAGCGCAAACCCAUUGAAUGUUUGGAUGCUUUUGGUGCCACUGGUAUCAUGGGAUUGCAGUGGGCAAAGCACCUCAGAAGUUCUGUGAAAGUUACAAUUAACGAUUGUAAUGAAAAUUCUGUGACAAUGAUUAAAGAAAAUUGUCAUUUAAACAAGAUGAAGGUGAAACUAAACAUCAGGGAAGAAGACAAUGAUGAAACUGUGGGAAAUGGAGAAGAAAGUAGUGACACCAUUGAGGUCACAAAAAUGGAUGCCAAUGUUGUCAUGCAUUUGAGAUCAUUUGAUUUUAUCCAUUUGGACCCCUUUGGAUCUUCUGUGAGUUACCUGGACUCUGCCUUUAGAAACGUGAGAAACUUUGGGAUUGUGUCGCUGACAUCCACAGACAUCAGCUCCCUCUAUGCCAAGGCUCAGCACGUGGCCCUGCGUCACUAUGGCUGCAAUAUUGUCAGAACAGAGUACUACAAGGAGCUGGCAGCCAGGACAGUAAUUGCUGCUGUCACAAGAGCUGCAGCUCGCUGUAACAAAGGCAUUGAAGUGCUGCUGGCAGUGGCUCUGGAACACUUUGUUCUGGUGGUGGUCAGAGUUUUACGGGGCCCAACCCCUGCAGAUGAUUCGGCAAAGAAGGUCCGAUACCUCAUCCACUGCCAGUGGUGUGAAGAGAGGGUUUUCCAGAAAGAAGGCAAUAUGGUGGAAGAAAACCCUUACCAGCAGCUGCCCUGUGACUGCUAUGGCAGUAUGCCUGGGAAGACAGCAGUGCUUCUUGGUCCACUCUGGUCAGGAGCUCUCUUUAACACUGGAUUCCUCAGGAGGAUGCUCGUGGAGGCUGUGCAGUAUGGCUUGGAUGAAGCUCAGUCACUUCUGAAGACAUUAGUUUGUGAAGCAGAGUGCACAACUCCCAAACAUUUUUCUACCCACAGUCCUGGUGAUGAGAACAAACAAGAGGAGUGUGGUGUAUAUAUUAGAACACCAAAUACUUCUGCAGAAUCCUACUUUGUACAUGGGAAGAGGAAGAGCGAGGAGGUGCUGCGCAGCACGGCGAAGCGGCAGCGGCCCGAGCACAGCGCCGAGCACCCCCCGUUCUACUACAACAUCCACCGGCACAGCAUCAAGGGCAUGAACAUGCCAAAGUUAAAUAAGUUCCUGAGCUAUCUGUCCGAGGCUGGGUACCGCGUGAGCCGAACCCACUUCGACCCCAUGGGAGUCCGCACCAACGCGCCCCUGGCGCAGUUCAAGACUGUUCUCAUGAAGUACAGCACUCCCACCUACGUGGGGGCGCAGGCAGAGGGCCCUGUGCACCUCCCUGGGGAGAUCCAGGUGGGAGAAGAGGUUCCAGCUGCUGCAGCACUCCAGGUGGAGGAGGCCGAGUUAGCGGAAGAUGAUAAACCUGGAGUCACCCCUGCUGUGUUCACACAGUCCUACCCCACUCACUGUGCUGCUGAUUAAUGCAGCUGGGUUUGUUCAUCAGGAUGUUACAGACUUCCAGCACACCCUGUUACAGUAAGCCACUGCUUCCUCCCAAGCUGGAAUUUGACUGUUUUGAGCUGCCUGUUGUGCUUCGAAGGGACAAUUUAGAAUUAGGUAGCAGAACUCAGCCCCGAUCCCGGCAUGGCUGUGGUCACGAAACCGGCACUGUGGGAAGCCUGUGGAGUUACCUGCUUUUACGUGCACCUCCUUUUCACACUGAGGCAUGGAGGCUGCUUUCCAGUCUGUCCAAGCCUUACUGCCAGCACAGCAUCCAGAAGGGGGUGCAGGGCCAAAAGUGUUCAGUAUUUUGAAAUAAGAGAUUAUUGUGAAACAGCCUAUUCCUAAAAUGCAUCAUUCCUAAAACCUGACCAGCUAUGAUCCAGAGAGAGGGCAUGUUAAGAAAAUAGCACAGGAUAAAGUGCCCUCUGAGUUAAAGCCAGGCAGUCCUGCCUGGGUGCAGUUGUAGCUUCAGGUUGCACAUGUAACUCUGCAUUCAGGUCUGUUUCCAGGGUUCUGCCUCCAGGCAGGAGCUGAUCCCAGGAAAACAGAAAGGAGCGGUGACACGGCUGCUACCGAAUUUCAGUUUGUAACCAAACCGUAGUGAAUUGUGUAGUCACUCUAGUUGUCUGCUCAGAACUUAGAGUGGUUGUGUGCUGCAGAAAGGUACAGGGACAAGGGACCACAGUGGACGUUCAGGUGAAGUUUUGUGGUGAGUUGUCAGUAGUAACUGAGCUAAGAUCUCUUCUGUGAACGAGCAAAGCUGCCACGUGUUGGCAGUUCUGGUUUCCUUAAAUAAAUGGCAGCAUUCCAGCCAAAUGAG
Molecule: messenger RNA, 3135 nt
Organism: Hirundo rustica (Barn swallow)
Lineage: Eukaryota; Metazoa; Chordata; Aves; Passeriformes; Hirundinidae
Gene: TRMT1L
Product: tRNA methyltransferase 1 like
Exons: 16
Coding region: 42-2294 (750 amino acids)
Biological process (GO): tRNA N2-guanine methylation
Cellular component (GO): nucleus
Molecular function (GO): RNA binding
Source: RefSeq, a predicted model, not a curated record